Molecule: messenger RNA, 2704 nt
Organism: Scophthalmus maximus (turbot)
Lineage: Eukaryota; Metazoa; Chordata; Actinopteri; Pleuronectiformes; Scophthalmidae
Exons: 11
Coding region: 1-1581 (526 amino acids)
Molecular function (GO): ubiquitin-protein transferase activity
Source: RefSeq, a predicted model, not a curated record
AUGACUGUGAACGCAGCGCAGUUAGACGCUAGCUAUGGCGUCCGCUCCACCGAGGCAACCUGCUGGCACCAGCACUCAGAUCUUUCCCUGGAUUUUUCGCAAAAAAAAAAGGUUCCUUGGAAAGCGAAGGUUCAGGGUCUAAAGACCCAUGGUACACCAUAUACGAAAACCUGGAAGACUUUUGUUUUCUAUACUUACCUGCUGAACACUACUUCAGAGACAACCCCAACCUCCUCUGAAGAGUUUGAACUUUCCCAGGCAGGACUUGGGAAAAGACACCUCACCAUGUCCAGGGAUAUGAGCCAUGAAGAGUUCAUUGGACUACUCCAAAAUGAGUACCCUAAAAUGCAGGGAUUAAAAGGAGGAUGGCUCCUAUACAAGGCUACAGGUGGCCAGGGUAAAAGGAGACUGAUAAUGAUUCCUCCUGAUUCAGAUGCAUACACCGGGACACUUAUUCGCAGUGCUACAACGGCAGGGAAAAUCACCCUGUAUAUAUCACCUUUGCAACAUGAGUUUGACCUCUCUCCGUUACCUCCAGAUGCCAUUGAGUUCCAAAGUAUGCCAAGAGCACAAUGCCAAACGUGCAAUGUAAGUUUUCCUUUGCAGAUCUUGGCCCUCCAUGUUCAGGAGUGCAUGGAGUCUCAAGCAGGAUCUGAAGAUAUCGAGACAUGCCAAAGUGAGGUCCAGCUAGUUUCUGUGACAUCUCCCUCCCCAUGCACUGUGACACAGAGACAUCUGUUGAUGAGGGGAAAGGAAGAUUGUAGGAUGGCUGAGACAACUGCCAUGAGCCAGGGCAAUGGAGAUGAGCAGAUCAAAGGGACUGUUGGAGAGAUUUUGGCUGUUAGUUUUGCACAAGGUGGCCCGGCCCCUACCUUUUUCAGCCCAUGGACUUACAGUUACCUCUGUAAUUGGCAGAUAAAUACGACCGUUCUCAAAAGUGAUGCAGUGGCAGAUGUCCAGUUGCAAGGGUUAAUUGACCAGGUUGAUUUGUCAACUGAGGAUUCCAUUCAAGGCCUGUCAGAUGAAAUCUUAAAUUGCGGUUAUACCGGAGCCAUCUCCGUUCAAAACAAGGAGUCCAUUGUUCGUGCCAUCAUACUCCAUGCAGUGCUGAGGUUGCAGCCUAUGUUGGAACAACUAAGGGAAGGCCUGCAGCUCUAUGACCUUCUUUUGCUAAUGAGCCAUUACCCAGAAAUCUGCCAGCCCCUGUUUGUUCCUCAGGAAGAUGCAAAAGUCAAUGCAGAGUUUGUCAUGACAUCCAUUGUCCCUCAACUUGUUGAUAAUGAGGAGAUUAUGAACUUUAUUCAGGACUUCUUCUAUGAAGCUGAAGCUGAAGAACGUGGGCAUGGAGAUGACAAAGAUGGUCCACAUUCCAUCACACCUGCCAGGUUUCUGCAGUGGAUCACAGGCCAAGGUCACGUCCCACUUCUGCCUUUAGAACAGGAUUUUGUUGUAACAAUCAAGUUUAACCAUGACUGCAGUGCAGACUUUGGACAUCACAAUGUCUGUUACCCUGUUGUGUCAGCAUGUGCCAAGACUAUUGUGCUAUCUGUAAGGCACAUGAACAAUUCACAGAGGUUCUAGAGGAGGCCAAGAAUUUAACAUUGUGUAAAAAUUUGCCAUCAACGGCUUCUGUUUUUCAAGGAAAAACUACCAACCAAGUGUUUACUUGAUAAAUGUUUAGCACCAACUGCUACUGUUUUAUUACUCUGUGUUCUGAUUUAAAAAAAAAACAAAAAAACUUACUAGCAAUACUGUGUUCAAAGACUUUUCCCUAUUUGGAAAGAGGAGUAAGUCAAGUAAAUAUAACAAAAACAAUGUGUGGUUUAAUGGCAGUUCUGUUGAACAGUUGUACAAGACAAACAUGUUAAUAUCUGAAAGUAAGUUGCAACAAGAUUUCAUAAUUGAUUUCCUGAUAUCAUUUCUAGAUGACUGAUCAAUCAUCAUGUUGUCUGACCAAAAUUUUGGUGCACACAACUCUGAGAAGCAUUUUGAGAUUUGUUUUUACCAUGAGGGAAUGAGGUCACAACAAAUAAAAUAAAAAAAUGCAUUGGUCUCAAACUGGUUAAACCUUUCAAAUACAAAAUAUGUUGCAUGUAGGGGACAUGAUUUAGUACAUAGUUUAAAGCAGCUAAGUAAAUGUCUCAGCCGUAGGACUCAGAUGGUCCUGUAACAUCAAUAGUGGCCCUGCCAGCCAUAUCCUGCUCAGGGAGGGGACAUUCAAUUCGUGGAAGAAUCACUCCAGAACUGGUUGCAUCAAGCUCACUGGCGAUGUUGAAAUCAAGAUCUGCAUCCUCAGUUUCCUACGUUAAACAAAAAUAAAAAUAAAAAACAUUUCUUAGUUAAACGUUUGUCAUAGAAAUUGGGAACAAUAAGUAAAACUAUAUAGCAAAGCAUAUUUUAACUAGAUCAACAUGCUAACAGAGCUGGCGCAAGUAUAAACAUUUUACUAUCACCUCUUUUAUGAUACUAACAUGAGUGCUUUUAUGUUUUUUCACUGUAACCAAAGACAUGAGCGUCUGAGAUUUUGAACAGUUCCACUGUCAAAGGUUUUGUGAGGUUAUUAGAGGUAAUUUAGAGGUGUAACCUCAUACACGAUGCAGUAAUAGACUGCAUGUAUUGCAUUUUAAUAGUUCAGCAUCACCCUUAUAUUAGUAAUCAUAUUUUUUAAGUUGUCUAUUGGAAUAAAAUAAAACUAGAAAUGUUA